Messenger RNA from Coniophora puteana RWD-64-598 SS2, 605 nucleotides. RefSeq lists its product as uncharacterized. Lineage: Eukaryota; Fungi; Basidiomycota; Agaricomycetes; Boletales; Coniophoraceae. The transcript is spliced from 2 exons. The record is from RefSeq and is a predicted model, not a curated record. The coding region runs from base 1 to 309 and encodes 102 amino acids.
AUGUCGCUGGCUUGUCUGGCACAUGGAGUAGCUAUUGCUCCCUGGUUCUCGUCCAAGUUUACCAGUGGUGCAUAUGUGGCUGUCGACAAGGCCGUCGGGGACCAGAUCGAUUGGAGGGCACAGAUUAGUACACCACCUGUAACGACAUCCUCAAUAACCCCACGAGCGCCUGGCCCAACUCUACCCUCUUUCCAGAUCGUUGCUUCCAGCGUGCCCGCUGACAAGUUCGUUAUCGGCAAACCCACCAUCGCCGGCGACGAGACCAGCGGUGGCUUCAUGUCUACGUCGGACCUCGCUUCUUGCCUCUAGACCGCCAAGAAAAAGAGACGGGGUAAGCACUUCAUCGUACUUACAGCACAUAUACUGACGGGUUGCCUUUGAUAGACGCUGGUCUUAUGGUCUGGGAGUACCCUGAUGCCGCUGCUGACUGGAUCAAGGCUGUUCGCGUUCAAGCUUUCCCUGAGGAAACGACUUCCAUGAUAUACAACGACGAAUCGUAUCCCCAUAUACCCCGCGAUCGAUGUAGAGCUGGACUCGCUGCAUUUUGAUAUUUAUGUUAUGAGGAAUGCACAUGCUUGCUCGACGUACGACAGUCACAAUAGUUC